AUGUGGGCCAGUCAACUCGCAAGGAUGGGACUGUGUGACGAUUACGUGAAGGCUCUGCAGGCCGACGGUCUGAGAGCGCGUGAAGGGCAGGCGAUCGAAGUGAACAGCAACCAAGUCGAGGCCGAGCACCAGAGUGAGGACGAAGAAGUUGGUGAAGAUGAAGAAGAGGGUGAAGAUGAAGAAGAGGGUGAAGAUGAAGAAGAGGGUGAAGAUGAAGAAGAGGGUGAAGAUGAAGAAGAGGAUGAAGAAGAGGGUGAAGAUGAAGAAGAGGGUGAAGAUGAAGAAGAGGGUGAAGAUGAAGAAGAGGGUGAAGAUGAAGAAGAGAGUGAAGAUGAAGAAGAGAGCGAAGACAAAAACGGGGACGAGUCGACGCUGGAGGAGUAG
Cyphellophora europaea CBS 101466 is the source of this 384-nucleotide messenger RNA. RefSeq lists its product as uncharacterized. The transcript has 2 exons. Lineage: Eukaryota; Fungi; Ascomycota; Eurotiomycetes; Chaetothyriales; Cyphellophoraceae. The record is from RefSeq and is a predicted model, not a curated record. Bases 1 to 384 code for a protein of 127 amino acids.